AUGAAUUUCGUUAUCAUACUAUUCAUAAUAACUUCUCUUCUGAACAGUCAAAUUAAUAGUCGUUUCGUAUUUGACUAUGACGACAAUGAUUAUCAACGAACACAAAACGAAGAUUUUGAACGGUGGCUGUCAUUAUCACCGCCACUUUUGAAACGAGUAUUGACAACCGAUUAUAUAUCGUCCGUAUUUACAGCGUUCGAUCUCGAUAAUCAUCAAUUUGAUCAACUAGUCAAUCGACUGAGUGAACAAGAACGUCGACUAGUAAGUGAUAUUAUUGGAACCAAUGCAAUAAUGAUAGUACAAUCGGUAUGUCCAGAAGCAAUACCAGCAGAUAAAGGAACAGCGGACGAUCAAGAACGUGAAAUGAAAAUGAUGAAAAUGCUUUUUAAUGUACAUGUUAAAAAAAUUCACCGAAAAUUGAAUGCAAAUGGUCGAAAUGUAGUCGAUAAAGUAAUUGAAGAGAUGAAAGUAAAUGCACCAAAAGCAUGUAAAUUCAUUGCUAGUAGUGACAAUAAUUGGUAA
Didymodactylos carnosus is the source of this 522-nucleotide messenger RNA. Lineage: Eukaryota; Metazoa; Rotifera; Eurotatoria; Philodinida; Philodinidae. The record is from the annotation of a GenBank genome assembly.